AGGUGGCCCACCAAAUGUAAGGCCAAUCAGUCAUGUGAGCCCAAAUUGGCCGAUGCUUUUUGACUUAAUGGCCGUUGACGUUGACGUCGACGUCGUACGCCGCACCGCCAAACUCGAAAACUCAGCCUUGUAAACAAACACUUUCCCUUUCUCAUCAGCAUCCUCUUUUUUUUUUUUGAAUUACCAUCAGCAUCCUUUUUACUCUCUCUCUCUCUCAUGGCGAUGCUUUCUACUGCUUCCGUCCCGGAGACCGUCAUGACGGUGGACUCGUCUGCGUCUGGAUUCGCUUCUACGGAGGUCGUUUCCGAUCUCUCACCAUCGUCACCCGACGGAUCGCGCUCUAGCGACUCACCUGAUCGCCAUGACCCUUCCACUUCUUCUCCAAGCCCUAGUCGUGGUGGUGAAAAUCAGUCCGAAGUCAUAUCGAGGAGUGAAGAGUAUCGCCAAUUAUUUCGGCUUCCAGCCGACGAAGUCCUUGUUCAAGAUUUCAACUGUGCUUGUCAGGAGAGUAUUCUUCUCCAGGGUCACAUGUACCUCUUCAUUCAUUAUAUCUGCUUUUACUCCAACAUCUUUGGCUAUGAGACCAAGAAAAUUAUUCCUUUUGCGGAAAUAUCUUGUGUUAAACGAGCAAAGACUGCUGGUAUUUUCCCCAAUGCCAUUGAGAUUUUAGCUGGAGGCAAGAAGUACUUUUUUGCUUCAUUUCUUUCCCGCGAUGAAGCUUUCAAGCUUAUCCAUGACGGAUGGUUGGAAUAUGGUAGUGCUGUCAAAGCACAAGGCGGGAUUCAGGAUUCUUUAUCGGAGCCCAACAACCAUGUAAAUGAUGGAGCUGUUAAAAGGGCACUCAGUACCAUGGAUUUGGCGAAUGAAAUAGAUUCCCCAUCAAGGGAUGAAUCACCUCGUCUUUCAGGCAGUUCCAGUCUUCCUGUUAUUAGUCAGAGUGGCCUUUCACCUUCAUCUGUUACUGUUCAGCGGCACGCAGAGCCAGUUGUAGAUAUUCUGGCUUCCUCUUCAACCAAUACUUUGAACUGGAAGCCUGAAGACUUAAAUGCACCAAAAUUAUCAUCUGAUUUUACAAAGGUAGCGGAGGCAAAGUUUUCGAUUCCAGUAGAAGAGUUCUUCAGAUUGUUUUUCUCAGAUGGUGCUGUCAGCUUUGUUGAAUCUUUCCAUAAAAACUGUGGAGAUAAAGAAUUUAGGUGUACCUCUUGGCAACCUCAUGAAAAGCUUGGACACACUCGCAAUGUCUCAUUUCAGCAUCCGAUAAAAAUUUAUUUUGGUAAUAUUUUUGUUUCCUUUUACAUAAAUUCAGUUACAUUUUAUACUAAAUAUUGCUGUUGGAUUUCUUUCAAAGGUGCAAAGUUUGGUGGCUGCCAGGAGUCACAGAAAUUUCGGAUGUACAGAGAUAGUCAUCUGGUUAUUGAAACAUCACAAGAGAUCACCGAUGUGCCUUAUGCAGAUUACUUUACUGUAGAGGGGGUUUGGGAUGUGAAAAGAGAUUGCCGAGACUCGAUAGAAGGUUCAAUAUUGGAUGUUUAUAUCAAUGUGGCCUUCUCUAAAAGAACAGUGUGGAAAGGAAAAAUAGUGCAGUCUACAUUGGAGGAGAUUAGAGAAGCGUAUGCAACAUGGAUAAGAAUGGCACAUGAACUGUUGAAGCAGAAGAAACUGGAGAACCAAGAAGGGAUGAAGUUGAGUGAGGAAGGUGCGGUGCUAUCAGCAAUCGAAGAAAGUGUAUCUGAAUGUGAAGAGCAGAGGGUGGAGAUGGUGGGAGGAGGGGGUGGGGUAGUAAAUAUCUUAAGGGAAGCAUUGGUGAAUGUGAUAUCAUUUGUGAAGAGGCAAAGCGGGACUAGGCAGGCUUUAGUAAUAGCGUUUGCAGUGAUUCUACUGAUGCAGGUUACUAUAGUGGUGCUUCUGAAGAGAGGACCGGAGCAAGUGCAGGUGGGGAGUGAAUAUUACAGCUACGACAAGAGUGCAAUUGUGGAGAGUGUGGGAUGGCUGGAGAAGAGAAUGCAUUUCCUAAGAGAGGAGAUGAUAAUGGUUGAGGAUCGGUUGCAGAGAAUGCGACAGGACCACGCUGCCUUGAAGGCUCACCUCCACCAACUGGAACGCCUCCUCCGCCACCACCAAAACUAGAUACGACGCUUUGUGCAGACGGAUAUGUAUAUAUGUAUGUAUGUAUCGAUGCAUUUUAUGUAUCUGCAAGCAGUGUUUCGAAUGUUACUUUCAGAGUUAUACCUACGUUACGCCUAUGAAAACAGAGAGGUUAACGAAAUGAAUCAGCACGGAAACUGAUAAUUUUAAUUUUAA
Eutrema salsugineum is the source of this 2301-nucleotide messenger RNA. RefSeq names its product protein VASCULAR ASSOCIATED DEATH 1, chloroplastic. Gene Ontology annotation, biological process: negative regulation of programmed cell death. NCBI's taxonomy places the organism in Eukaryota, Viridiplantae, Streptophyta, Magnoliopsida, Brassicales, Brassicaceae. The record is from RefSeq and is a predicted model, not a curated record. Bases 217 to 2127 code for a protein of 636 amino acids. The transcript is spliced from 17 exons.